UUCCGGCUUGCAGCCCAAGGUGCUGGACAUCUGGGUCCCUUUCUACAAGCGGGCGCCAUGGACUUGGCUCAGGCCACGCAGGAGAGCGAGGCAGUGGCGGAGAAGGUGCUCCAAUACCGGCGGGACACGUCGGGUUGGAAGACGUGCCGGGAAGCCAAUGGAGUUUCAGUUUCCUGGAGGCCAUCUGUGGAGUUUCCAGGGAAUCUGUAUCGAGGAGAAGGGAUUCUGUGUGGGACACUGGAAGAGGUGUGGGACUGUGUGAAGCCAGUUGCUGGGGGCCUGCGAGAGAAGUGGGAUGAGAAUGUGACCAGUUUUGAAGUUGUCCAAAGCCUCACAGAUACUCUGUUUGUGAGCAGAACUUCUACACCAUCAGCUGCCAUGAAGCUCAUUUCUCCCAGGGACUUUGUGGACUUGGUGCUAGUGAAGAAAUAUGAGGAUGGCACCAUCAGUUCCAAUGCUACCCACAUGGAGCAUCCGUCAUGUCCCCCGAAGCCAGGUUUUGUGAGAGGAUUUAACCACCCAUGUGGGUGCUUCUGUGAACCACUUCCAGGGGAACCCAACAAGACCAACCUGGUCACGUUCUUCCAGACAGACCUGAGCGGCUACCUUCCUCAGAGUGUGGUGGACUCCUUCUUCCCACGCAGCAUGGCUGGAUUCUAUGCCAACCUUCAAAAGGCAGUGAGAAAAUACCACCACUGACUGUCACCUUUUGGCAAGGAAUGUCCAUGACCCUUCAGGAGCUCCAGCUGUUGAGCCUGGGCGAAUAGCUGUUGUGGCCUUUUGAGAUAUCCUAGUGGACAGCAAGUCUUGGGGGUGCCAUCUGAGGGCAAUACUCCCCCCCCAUUCCUCCCAGGAUUGGCAUUGAAGGAGCCGACCAUCUGCUUUCGAUGCAUAUAUAUCACUGGCAGGGCAAAUCCAGUUGUGGCCACCUGACAAGGAUUUGACUCAAGCACCAUUCAGUCCCUUGUAGCCUAGAAGCAUGUGUGCUGGUUUCUAUCAGACAGCUUUUUUUCUGUUGGUCGUAGAGAAUCAGCAUCUAUCCUGGGUACCAAGUCCUGCUGCCUCUGACCUCUGGAGUUCCCAGUCUUCUGCCACAGCCUCCCGUGUGCAUUUUCUGAUACAGUCUUGCAUACAUAUUUUUAUACUGCACAGGAUUUUUCCCCUUACAAAGAUCUCAGCUUAGAAAAUGAUGGUUUAAACCAUGGGAUAAGCCUUAAGGAAAAACAUCUCAGUCGUCUUUUUGUUGUA
Messenger RNA from Nannospalax galili (Upper Galilee mountains blind mole rat), 1248 nucleotides. RefSeq names its product StAR related lipid transfer domain containing 5 (gene Stard5). Gene Ontology annotation, molecular function: lipid binding. Bases 58 to 699 code for a protein of 213 amino acids. Lineage: Eukaryota; Metazoa; Chordata; Mammalia; Rodentia; Spalacidae. The record is from RefSeq and is a predicted model, not a curated record. The transcript is spliced from 6 exons.